This is a messenger RNA of Cynoglossus semilaevis (tongue sole), 1147 nucleotides long. RefSeq names its product neurensin 1-like (gene nrsn1l). Gene Ontology annotation, biological process: nervous system development. The transcript is spliced from 4 exons. Gene Ontology annotation, cellular component: neuron projection; neuronal cell body; transport vesicle. The coding region runs from base 313 to 939 and encodes 208 amino acids. The record is from RefSeq and is a predicted model, not a curated record. NCBI's taxonomy places the organism in Eukaryota, Metazoa, Chordata, Actinopteri, Pleuronectiformes, Cynoglossidae.
AUAUGAAAUAUAUUUAAUUUAGUGUCUAAGGAUUCAGGGAAGAAAAAAAAAUGAAGUUUUAGGAUUGACAAAUUGAACCGACACUUUUAUUAUAUAACUAGGAUAGAAACAGGUCUAGACUCAUGUAUUUAUUUGUUUUUUUAAAAAAAAGCCUCACUACCAAUACCCUCCACCCCCUGCCUCCACGCAUGCGCACAGUGCCUCUUCAUCAGCUCAGCAUCAUCUCGAAGAUCCAUCGGUACCGAGCUCACAUGGAUCAUCUGUGAAAGGCAAGCGGUCCAACCCGGGGGUGAAUAAGGCGUGUGAGGUGCGAUGGCCUUGUGCUCUGAAGCCUGUGUCCCCGGCUCAGGAGGGGAAUCCUCCGGGAGUGAGGCCGGUUCCAGCUGUCUUCAGUUUGGGGUACGAUCCUACCUGCACCACUUCUAUGAAGAAUGCUCCUCCUCGAUUUGGGAAAAAGACCCAGAGGAUAGAGGGUUCGACCAAAACCAGCAGCCAACCACGUUGUGGAACUCGGCAGUCUGGAAGGUGUCCUUGUCCCUGGGUCUCCUGAUCCUGACUGCAGGAAUUGCCAGCCUCUCAGUCGGUUAUUCCACUCCCCAUAAAAUUGAGUCGUUCGGCGAGGGAGACCUUUUCUUCAUUGACACCGAGGCUAUGGGAUUCAACCGGGGGCUUCACCUCAAUGCUGCAGCUGGGAUUGGGCUUUCCUGUCUCGGCUUGGCCUUGGCAGUUAUGGGGGUCGUCGUGUGGAUCCUCCCCAGGGCCAUCAUAAAAGACAGGCUUUUCCACCGGCCGGGGAAAAGGGAAGGGAGAGGAGAAUUUUGGUCCAAGUGGGGAGAAUUCAGGAAUCCUAGGGAUGUGGUCACAAACCCGCCAGGUAUCGAGAAAGGCAAGAUUCCCGUUACGCUGUCACAGGUGGAAAAUGUGCAGCCCACAUCUUAAUGGAUUCCCCUUUUAGCUACAAGGCUUCGUUCUUUUGUCUUAGUCACGGAACCUCAAUCAUAAAGUCUUACUAUGUAUUUGAUCCAGAAUGGAAAUAUAUACCAUACUCUGUGGAAAUAUGUAAAGCAGUCGCUCUUGUGUUGUGAUUUUAUGUAAAGUGCUGCUUAUGAUACAAUGCUUGUAUUUCGUCUGGCAAAUUUGAAAAAAA